Messenger RNA from Acomys russatus (golden spiny mouse), 1806 nucleotides. RefSeq names its product PWP1 homolog, endonuclein (gene Pwp1). The record is from RefSeq and is a predicted model, not a curated record. Gene Ontology annotation, cellular component: nucleus. Bases 80 to 1588 code for a protein of 502 amino acids. Gene Ontology annotation, biological process: rRNA processing. The transcript is spliced from 15 exons. NCBI's taxonomy places the organism in Eukaryota, Metazoa, Chordata, Mammalia, Rodentia, Muridae. Gene Ontology annotation, molecular function: protein binding.
CUGCGCGUUGCUCCCCCUCGCGGUGCAUCCUCUGCCGGCGACCGGCUCUCCAGCUGGAGGCGCGUUCAAGCCCAGGACCAUGAACCGCAGCCGCCAAGUGACUUGCGUGGCUUGGGUCAGCCGCGGCGUGGCCAAAGAGACGCCAGACAAGGUAGAGCUGAGCAAAGAGGAAGUAAAGCGUCUCAUCGCUGAAGCAAAAGGAAAAUUACAAGAAGACGGUGGCAGUGAGGAGGAGGGGGAGGAGGAGGCAGGCAGUCCUUCAGAAGAUGGCAUGCGGGGUGCCCAUGCCCAGGCUCGGCCUCGGGAGCCCCUGGAGGAUGGUGACCCGCAGGAUGACCGUACCCUAGAUGACGACGAGCUAGCUGAGUACGACUUGGAUAAUUAUGACGAAGAGGACAACCCAGACGCUGAGACUGUUGGUGAAUCUCUGUUGGGUCUCACAGUCUAUGGCAGUAAUGAUCAAGAUCCAUAUGUCACCCUGAAAGACACGGAACAAUACGAACAUGAAGAUUUCUUGAUCAAGCCUACUGACAACCUCAUCGUCUGUGGCCGUGCUGAACAAGAACAAUGCAAUUUAGAGGUGCAUGUCUACAAUCAAGAGGAGGAGUCUUUCUAUGUACACCAUGACAUACUGUUGUCUGCAUAUCCUCUGAGUGUGGAAUGGCUGAAUUUUGAUCCUAGCCCAGAUGCGUCUGCUGGAAAUUACAUUGCUGUGGGAAACAUGACCCCUGUCAUCGAAGUGUGGGACCUGGAUAUAGUGGACUCUCUAGAGCCAGUCUUCACACUGGGAAGUAAGCUUUCAAAGAAGAAGAAGAAGAAAGGGAAGAAGAGUUCCUCAGAAGGGCAUACUGAUGCUGUCCUUGACCUUUCCUGGAAUAAGACAAUCAGAAAUGUGCUGGCAAGUGCAUCAGCAGAUAGCACUGUACUUCUGUGGGAUAUGUCUGUGGGGAAGCAAGCAGCCAGGCUUACUGCACACACAGACAAGGUCCAGACUCUGCAGUUUCAUCCAUUUGAAGCACAGACUCUGAUUUCUGGAUCAUAUGAUAAGUCAGUGGCUUUGUAUGACUGCCGAAAUCCAAACCAGAACCACCGCCUGUGGAGAUUCAGUGGGCAGAUUGAGAGAGUGACUUGGAACCACUUCUCACCUUGUCAUUUUUUGGCUAGUACAGAUGAUGGCUUUGUAUAUAAUCUGGAUGCACGUUCAGAUAAGCCAGUUUUUACACUUAAUGCCCACAAUGAUGAAAUCUCUGGUCUUGAUCUGAGCAGUCAGAUCAAAGGCUGCCUUGUGACUGCUUCAGCAGACAAGUAUGUGAAGAUCUGGGACAUCCUAGGAGACAGGCCAAGCCUCAUUCAUUCUAGAGACAUGAAAAUGGGCGUUCUCUUUUGUUCUUCUUGUUGUCCUGAUUUGCCAUUUGUUUAUGCCUUUGGAGGACAGAAAGAAGGACUUCGGGUUUGGGACAUAAGCACUGUCUCUUCAGUAAACGAAGCAUUUGGAAGACGGGAGAGACUGGUUAUUGGCAGCACAAAAGGUUUGUCUGUUAGUGGCCCUUGUGGGAGCAGGAGCCCACAGACACCAAUGGAGACCUGAUGAAGAGCAGUUUCCCAAUUUUCUCACCGUAACUCGGGGUUUCAAAAAGCUGGCCUAGUGUACCUAUCGACAUAAUGACGGAAACAGAUUGAGCUCACUUCCUGUUGUCAUUCCCUUCUGCAGCUUUGAUGGCGGUUCACAGCCUGUGUGUCUGCCUUCAGCUGGCCAUUGUACAGAGUUCUUGCAUUUCUUGAAAAUAAAAGGUUUUUAAAAAAUAA